CUGGAGACACACGACUGAUUACACAGCUUAGAAUAUCAAUUGUCAAGAGAAAAGGAAACACGGCAUUUCUUGAAUGCCAAAUAAAAUCAAAUGCCUUCAAGAACAAUAUGUAUAUACACUGGUACCGACAGAAACCAGAUGAGCCUCUACAACGAAUUCUCUACAUUUCCUCAAAUGAAAAUGUUGUCCAUGAGCACGGGGUUAGUGAGGACAGAUAUGAAGCAAAGAAAGGGCAGGCUGACUUGCCGGCAAGCCUCAGGAUACACCGAGUGAAUGAGGAAGAUGCAGGCCUGUACUACUGUGCCUGCUGGGAUACACUUUUCAAGCAAGACAAGCCCAACUCCCGCUUUGAGACAGAUAAGAAAAACAAUGUCUUUUACCUGAUUAUCAAUAACGUCAUCAAGUCCGAUGAAGCCACUUACUACUGUGCCUCCUGGGAUCUCACAAUAUGUCAGAGUCAGAAAGGACCAGUUCAUGGACUAUUAGAACAGGAAGAGCCGUUGGAACUUAAGAAGAACAAUGCCCCACUUCAAAUGAGGACGUUGGGGCCUAGAAAGGACUUUGUGGUCAAGUAUUUAGGCAUUGAUCCAUUUAUAUCUGAUUUUGCUAUAUACUUACAUUUUUGUAGAAGCUGCAAUCAGUGUGAUAGGUCAGGCUGGAUCAAGAUAUUUGCAGAAGGGACUAAGCUCAUAGUAAUUCCCCGUGAUAAAAGGCUUGAAGGGGAUUUUUCUCCCAAGCCCACUGUUUUUCUUCCUUCAGUUGCUGAAGUCAACCAUGAUAACUCUGGGACCUAUCUUUGUCUUCUUGAGAAAUUCUUCCCGGAUGCUAUUAAGGUAGAAUGGAAAGAAAAGAAUGGUGGCACAGUUCUGGAGUCCCAGCAGGGAAAUACCAUAAAGAAUGGAGACACGUACAUGAAAUUCAGCUGGUUGACUGUGACUAAAAAGUCAAUGGACAGGGAACACAGAUGCAUCAUCAAACAUGAGUUUAAUAAAGGAGGAGUUGAUCAGGAGAUUCCUUUUCCUCCAAUAGAUAAAGGGAACGCUGAUGGUGAUGGUAAGUCUGAAGAUGCCAAUCAGGAAGAUGGAAAUGGUGCACUGCAGCUACAGUUCGCCAACACGGCUGCCCACUAUACCUACGUCCUGCUUAUUCUCAAGAGCUCCAUCUAUUUGGCCAUCGUCACCUUCUGUCUGUUUAAGAGAGCAGAAGUAUGUGGCAACAGAAAGAGCUCAUAACAGCUAGUGGCACAAUGAAGUCAACAUUUCCUUGUUGUUUAUUGUCCCUAAAAACAAAUAAAUGCAGAUCUGGUUGGGAUUUCUUCCUGGGUUUGGGUUAUUUCAGUUCAAGUGUGUAUGUUUCUCUUAGGUCAUUGCUGUGUGACAGCUAACCCCGCCUCUUGUGCAGACUGUAUGCAGCUUCUCACCAUUCCCCCUGUGUCCUUAAAACAUACAACUGUCUUAAAAAUUUCUGUUUUAUAGAGUCCAAAGCAGCAGCCUUCGCUAUUUGAAUUCUGUGUUUUUCUGUUAUACAAGAUACAAUGAAUAAAAAGCAGCCAAAGCCCA
Molecule: messenger RNA, 1559 nt
Organism: Erinaceus europaeus (western European hedgehog)
Lineage: Eukaryota; Metazoa; Chordata; Mammalia; Eulipotyphla; Erinaceidae
Exons: 8
Coding region: 108-1232 (374 amino acids)
Source: RefSeq, a predicted model, not a curated record